Molecule: messenger RNA, 3859 nt
Organism: Pongo pygmaeus (Bornean orangutan)
Lineage: Eukaryota; Metazoa; Chordata; Mammalia; Primates; Hominidae
Exons: 2
Coding region: 2249-3058 (269 amino acids)
Biological process (GO): dUTP catabolic process; DNA integration; dUMP biosynthetic process
Molecular function (GO): nucleic acid binding; magnesium ion binding; dUTP diphosphatase activity
Source: RefSeq, a predicted model, not a curated record
CUUUCAGUGUUUUUAAGCAAUGCUUGUUCUUUUUCUGGCCUGAGUCUGACUUAGGUAAAACUAAGAUGAAAGCCUUGUGUCAGUCAUCCACGUAGUGCCCAGACAAGUUAGAACAACCAUAUGAAAUAAUUCUACUCUUCUUACUUUGGAACCAGGGAAAGAGUGCCACACUGGGAAUGCAAGCUGUCCUUGCUUCUGAACCAAGACUACUAUUGUGCCAGGAAGUGGGUGGGAAAAGAAACACCUGUGCAGAAGACAGAUGAAUCUUGGAGAAUGACAGUGGAUUAUCAUAAGCUUAACCAAGUAGUGAUUCCAAUUGCAGCUGCUGUACCAGAUGCAGCAGGUGGUUUUGUUUCUUGAGCAUAUUAACACAUCUCCUGGUACCUGGUAUGCAGCCAUUGACUUGGCAAAUGCCUUUUUCUCCAUUCCUGUCCACAAAGCCCACUAGAAGCAAUUUACCUUCAACUGGCAAGGCCAGCAGUAUACCUUUACUGUCUUACAUCAGGGGUAUAUCAACUAUCUGUCUUUGUGACAUAAUCUUAUUUGGAGAGAACUUGAUUGCUUUUUGCUUCCACAAGAUAUCACACUGGUUCAUUACAUUAUGACAUUAUGGUGAUUGGAUCCCGUGAGCAAGAAGUAGCAAACACACUGGACUUAUUGGUGAGAUAUUUGCGUGCCAGAGGAUGGGAAAUAAAUCCGACUAAAAUUAAGGGACAUUCUACCUUAGUGAAAUUUCUAGGGGUCCAGUGGUGUGGGGCCUGUCAAGAUAUUCCUUCUAAGGUGAAGAAUAAAUUACUGCAUUUGGUCCCUCCUACAACCAAGAAAAAGUCAUAGUGCCUAGUGGAUCUAUUUGGAUUUUGGAGGCAACACAUUCCUCAUUUGGGUGUGUUACUCUGGCCCAUUUACUGAGUGACCCAAAAGGCUGCAGUUUUGAGUGGGGUCCAGAACAGGAGAAGGCUCUGCAACAGGUCCAGGCUGCUGUGCAAGCUGGUCUGCCACUUGGGCCAUAUGACCCAGCAGAUCAAAUGGUGCUUGAGGUGUCAGUGGCAGACAGGCAUGCUGUUUGGAUCCUUUGGCAGUCUCCAAUAAGUGAAUCAUAGUAGAGACCUCUGAGAUUUUAAAGCAAGGCCCUAUCACCUUCUUCAGAUAACUACUCUCCUUUUGAGAGACAGCUCUUGGCCCAUUACUGGGCUUUGGUGGAAACUGAAUGUUUGACUAUGGGUCAUCAAGUCACCAUGCAACCUGAACUGUCUGUCAUGAACUGGGUGCUUUCUGGCCCACCUACGUAUAAAGUGCACCAUGCACAGCAGCAUUCCGUCAUCAAAUGAAAGUGGUAUAUACGUGAUCAGGUUCGAGCAGGUCCUGAAGGCACAAGUAAGUUACACGAGGAAGUGGCUCAAAUACCCAUGGUCUCCACUCCUGUAACCCUGCCUUCUCUCCCCCGGCCUGCACCGAUGGCCUCAUGGGGAGAUCCCUAUGAUCAGUUGACAGAGGAAGACAAAAGACUAGAGCUUGUUUCACACAUGGUUCUGCAUGAUAUGAAGGCACUACCCUAAAGUGGACAACUGCAGCACUGCAGCCCCUUUCUAGGACAUCCCUGAAGGACAGUGGUGAAGGGAAAUCUUCCCAAUGGGCAGAACUUCGAGCAGUGCACCUGAUUGUGCACUUUGCAUGGAAGGAGCGAUGGCCAGAUGUGCGAUUAUAGACUGAUUCCUGGGCUGUAGCCAGUGGUUUGGCUGGAUGGUCAGGGACUUGGAAGGAGAAUGAUUGGAAAAUGGGUGACAAAGAAAUCUGGGGAAGAGGCAUGUAAAUGGACCACUCUGAAUGGUCAAAAAUGUUGAAGAUAUUUGUAUCCCAUGUGGCUACUCACUAACGGGUGACCUCAGCAGCGGAGGAUUUUAAUAAUAAAGUGGAUAGGAUGACCCGUUCUGUGGACACGACUCACUCUCUUUCCCCAGCCACCCCUGCCAUAGCCCAAUGGGCCCAUGAAAAAAGUGGCCGUGGUGGCAGGGAUGGAGGUUACACAUGGGCUCAGCAACAUGCACUUCCACUCACCAAGGCUGACCUGGCUACAGCCACCACUGAGUGCCCAAUUUGCUAACAGUGGAGGCCAACACUGAACCUUCUAUAUGGCAGCACUCCUCAGAGUGAUCAGCCAGCUACCUGGUGGCAGGUUGAUUAUGUUGGACUCUUCCAUUGUGGAAAGGGCAGAGGUUUGUCCUCACUGGAAUAGACACUUACUCCAGAUAUGGGUUUGCCUAUCCUGCACGCAAUGCUUCUGCCAAGACUACCAUCUGUGGACUCAAGGGAAUGCCUUAUCCACCAUCAUGGUACUCCACACAGCAUUGCCUCUGACCAAGACACUCACUUUAUGGCUAAAGAAGUGCAGCAGUGGGCUCCUGCUCAUGAAAUUCACUGGCCUUACCAUGUUCCCCAUCAUGAGAAUGGAUUGGUGGAAUGGUGGAAUGGCCUUUUGAAGUCACAAUUACAAUGCCAACUAGAUGACAAUACUUUCCAGGGCUGGGGCAAAGUUCUCCAGAAGGCUAUGUAUGCUCUGAAUGAGCGUCCAAUAUAUGGUACUGUUUCUCCCAUAGCCAGGAUUCACGGGUCCAAGAAUCAAGGGAUGAAAGUGGAAGUGGCACCACUCACCAUCAUUCCUAGUGAUCUACUAGCAAAAUUUUUGCUUCCUAUUCCCGUGACAUUACUUUCUGCUGACCUAGAGGUCUUAGUUCCAGAGGGAGGAAGGCUGCCACCUGGAGACACAAUGAUUCCAUUAAACUGGAAGCUAAGAUUGCCACAUGGACACUUUGGGCUCCUCCUGCCUUUAAGUCAACAGGCCAAGAAGGGAGUUAAAGUGUUGACUGCGGUGAUUGACCCAGAUUAUCAAGAUGAAAUCAGUCUACUAUUCCACAAUGGAGGUAAAAAAGAGUAUGCAUGGAAUACAGGAGAUUCAUUAGGGUGUCUUUUAGUGUUACCAUUCCCUGUGACUAAGGUCAAUGGGAAACUACAACAGCCCAAUCCAACAGAACUACAAAUGGCCCAUAUCCUUCAGGAAUAAAGGCUUGGGUCACUCCACCAGGGGAAAAAAACAUGACCUGCUGAGAUGCUUGCUGAAGGAAAAUGGAAUACAGAAUGGGUAGUAGAAGAAGGUAGUCAUCAAUACCAGCUACGACAAUGUGACCAACUGCAGAAACGAGACUGUAAUUGUCAUGAGUAUUUUCUCCUUCUUUUGUUAAAAACAUGUUUGUGCAUGUAUACACUUGUACUAAAAAAUCAUUUUACUUCCUUUUUCUUUAUCAUGUGACAUAAGAUUUAUUGACUUCAUGUCAGCAUUUAAGUAUUAUUAACUUUAUGUGAUAGUAGUUGUGUUGGGGAUUGGUGAGUUUCCAGUUGUACAAAGGAUAGUUGUAUUAUGUUAGGCAUAAUUAUGACCUUACUAUUGUCUUUAUUUGAGGGUCUCAGGAGAUGUGUAUGGGUUCAAGUUGACAAGGGGUGGACUUGUGAUGAUUAUACUGAGUUUCAACUUUAUUUGAUUGAAGGAUACAAAAUAUUGACCCUGGGUGUAUCUGUGAGGGUAUUGCCAAAGGAGAUUAAAAUUUGAGUCAGUGGGCUGGGAAAGGCAGACCCACCCAUAAUCUUCGUGGGUACCAUCUAAUCAGCUGCCAGUAUGACUAGAAGUUAAAACAGGCAGAAACAUGUGAAAAGACUAGACUAGCCUAGCCUCACAGCCUACAUUUUUUUCCCAUGCUGGAUGCUUCCUGCCCUCAAACAUCGGACUCCAAGUUCUUCAGUUUUGGGACUCCGACUGGCUCUCCUUGCUUCUUAGAUGCAGAUGGCCUAUUGUGGGACCUUGUGAUCA